AUGGUAGCGUUCAAAGAACGCAGAGAUUUUCCCAAAGCUUUCUUCUUAUCGCGCCAUUCGAAGUUGGAGAAGUAUUUGGAGGAGUUCAACAUCGAAAUCGACAAUGAGGAUGAAAGUUCAGAGAGCCAAGGAGAGAUCAGACAUUCAGAAGAAGGAGAGCGUUAUGCGGAGUUUGGUGAGUUUAGGGGUAAGUUGAAGCCUAAGGGCGUUAAAGGAUUGAGUUAUGAGGGGAUUGAUGAUUUUAGCAGAGCACUACUGGUCAACGUGGUGACAAGGGAAGCCGUACCACGAAGGCCCGUCACCCGAUCAGCCACCGAGAAUACCGGGGCCGUCCUCCGAGAAAGGACGGAAUCAAGCGUAGACUGUAAGUCUAAAUGACACAGGAAUUGAAAAAGGGCCCUCUUCACCUCCUAAGGCUUCUGGCGGCCUGGGAGGGGGAGUUGGCGUCCAACUCAACUCAGAUAGACAUAAGCCAAUGUUAACGAGUAUGGUAUCUUUAGAAGACUAUCUACCCUGGUUUAUUAACCCAAAGAAGAAAAAACGUAACGAUCGAUGAGCCUGAUGGUCAGGGCAGACGGAAAUUAUUGUUGCAAGGAUAAAAUUAAACUGUUUUGAAACACCUAACCUUAUAUGUGCAUAUAGUAUAUGUAGACCUAAAAACGGCCUUAACAUCACCGCUACAUGCACGCAAGAUCAAAUAUUGUAAAAUAUAAUCCAGAAGACAGACACUACCAAGAGCAGAUCUGUAAAAUAUGGUGGUUUCAGAAAAAAGCUGACAUACAUCGUAAAGAAAACGACUAUUUGUCUUUUCUAUUAAGUCAAAGAAAAAGCGUAACGAUCGAUUGAUCUGAUGGUCAAAGUGAUCGGAAAUUGAUAUUGUAAGGAUAAUCUUUUUCACUAGAAUUACUGUAAAGAGGUCUUUCGACUUCGCGGGUUCAGACCGCGUAACAUGUAGGAAUCUCACCUCUGUGGUGGCCAUAUUUAUAACCAAUUUUCAAUCGUAUUUUUUCUACACAGUUUGUAUUAUGCUAUGUGGUAUAAAUAAACAAGUAAUAAUCAUUUUCUUGUCCACACUGGAGAGAGAAAUCGAAGUGCUCGACUACGAAUACAUUGCCGAUGGAAGACAAAAAAAAUCAAAAAUGUCUUCGCCGCACUCGAAUAGAGGCGCUUUCGCCGAUCAUGCCCCGCCCCCCAAAAUACGUUAUAAUAAGAUUGUUCAUUUUUUGUUUUUGACUAGCUUUCGGGAGAACCUUUUUAUAUUCCUACAAUAAAGCUACAUGCUGUAAAUCGGUAACAAAAAAACGUAAAAUGGAGAGUCGAAAAUCUGCUAUCCUCUCUGGCUGAAGCAAAAAUAUUUUCUUCAAGAUACAGUGGAAGAUCAUAACAAGACAUCAAGUAUUUCCGUUCGUAGAACGCCAGAAGUCAUUCAGGUCACUGCGUAAACCGCUGUCAAUUAAUUUUCUUUUUUUACCAUAGCCUGUGUUUGUCAGUUCAGAUGGGGAGAUGUGAAAUCAAUUCCAGGUCUUUCCCUUGAAUAUGAAGGUUUGGAAGCAAGCGUAAUUGAUGUGGAAGACAACCAAUACUAUGGGUACAAAGCUGACGUAAUCAACGGAAAUUUGCAAGCGUAACUUGGAUUGCGGUGCAACUAUUUACUUGUAGAUCUGGAAGGAGAAGCCUCUUUUAGGAACUAUGGCGUAAGUAUCCGGACUCCAAAGGCUUUUGUCGCUUUGGAUGCCUUCUUGGUUAAGUACAAGGAAGAAUGGCUCAAGAGUUUGGCCGGGACCCCCGAUUUUACGCCUGACUCCCAUGUAUGGCCAUGCUGAAGAUGUCCAGCAGUUGAAGGCUGAUCUCGAGCGUCAUAAGAUUAACUACACUCAACACGAAAGAAAGUCAGACUUCACCAAACAAGGACGAUCCACGUCAAAAACAAUAUGUCGUAAAAUGUGAUCCAUAAUACGGCGAAAAAACCCGGCAACUUACGAAGCAGUCCCUACUCUGUCUCUCUUCAAUGCAAUCUACCGGAGCUACGACACUUACAAAAGCGCAGAGGAUGCUUAGGAUGCUUUUCCGUAAGUCAUAUGAUAAUGUUUCCAUAACAUUUCACUCAACAUUGUCUUUAUAACCAUAGUCAAAUAUCAAGGAAGUCAAUCUCCCGUAAUUGCCAACGUGAGUUUUUCUUCGCAAUUGUUGAGUGUAAAUCGCGGUAUACGGCUCCUUGUUCAUUUUCAUUUUUCUGAUGAUUUGCAAUAAUGACCGUGCUGUGUAACGGUCUUGUUUAUUAUAAAUAUUAAUCAAGCUGAAACAGACUAUUUCUUGUCGCAGCAACUACAUUAUGCGACAUUUCGUAACGUGACCAAAUCCGCCAGUCUUUUGACUUUGCCGCCUUUGCUCCACGGACUACAGUCGCCUUCACGCUUGCACGGGCGAUCAUCAUCCUCGUAAAUCGCGCCUACGUACGGCACAAGAACCCCCAGCUUCAUAAACUUCUGGAAACCGCCGGCAUCUAUACAGGCGGCCACCUCUUUCAUCAGGAUAAUCCCAGAGAAAGAGUACUCUGAAAGUAAAAGAGCUUGGCUCUUUUACGCUGGAGAUCUGAUGCAAUGGAAUUGCCCACUUCCAGCACCAAUUCAGUGCUUGGAAAAGUAUGGCUUGAGAAGUCUGUUGUCGACGCUUCUGAAUCACGGUCGUCAAAGUAUCACGAAGAUUUGCCUCAAGGUCACCUACAGAUUUGCGCCGAGACUGGCCAGUCUAAUCUCCACACUGUGAUAUGCUGAUGAACUCCAGUGGCCGCUGGGCCGAUUCGAGGAUCCUGCAUUCGCCGCCGCCUUGCCGGAUAUGUCCGCCUACGCGCCAGUCGGCUUCUUACAUGUGAAUGGAGUCGAAAGGAAAGUCGGAACAUCGUGGAGGAACACCAAUCAAUUUUUUGCUACAUUGUUAACUUGGCCAAAGCACGCCUAUUUACAAUUCUUAAAUCCUUCCGUACCACAGACUGGCAACUUUUGA
This is a messenger RNA of Bursaphelenchus xylophilus (pine wood nematode), 3003 nucleotides long. The record is from the annotation of a GenBank genome assembly. NCBI's taxonomy places the organism in Eukaryota, Metazoa, Nematoda, Chromadorea, Rhabditida, Aphelenchoididae.